This is a messenger RNA of Xyrauchen texanus (razorback sucker), 2919 nucleotides long. RefSeq names its product general transcription factor IIIC, polypeptide 3 (gene gtf3c3). Bases 81 to 2819 code for a protein of 912 amino acids. The record is from RefSeq and is a predicted model, not a curated record. Gene Ontology annotation, biological process: transcription by RNA polymerase III. The transcript has 18 exons. NCBI's taxonomy places the organism in Eukaryota, Metazoa, Chordata, Actinopteri, Cypriniformes, Catostomidae. Gene Ontology annotation, molecular function: protein binding. Gene Ontology annotation, cellular component: transcription factor TFIIIC complex.
UGUUAGGUAGGAAGAGGAAACACGUGCAUCAGUGUGAAUAUGGGGAUGUUUAUUACUGAUUUAGGCUUGUAAACAUCAGUAUGUCUGAACUGAACGAUUAUUUAGAGGGUAAGAUUACUUUCGAAGAGUUUGAGAGGCGGAGAGAGGAAAGAGAAUCAAAAGAUAAGGAGGAGAAGGGAGAUGUGUCAGAAGAAGAUGAGACUGUAGAUCAAGAGGAUGCAGUCCCGUCCACCUCAAAACAGUGUGCUAAAGGGAUAAGGAAACGACAGACAGAUAGCACAGAUUAUGGGGUCAGUCCAUCUGUCCAGAAAGCUUUUGCCUCCAUGCUUGGAGAAGGACUGGAGGAGAUGGUGGAGGAAGAUGAGAAUGAUGAAGAUACGAAGAUGGAGUGGAAAGACAUCGGAGAGGAGGACGGAGAGGAGGAUGAAGAUGAGGAUGACGAAGCGGAAAAUGACGGCAAUGAAGUCACACCUGGAGACGUGUUUGCUCUUGAAAUGGAGCUGAACCGUGAGAAUAAGAAAAUGAUGAAGGAGAGGCGUUUCCGCAGUAAAUUACCACGAGCUUUGAGAGGACUCAUGGGAGAAGCCAACAUUCGCUACGCUAGAGGAGAUAAGGAGGACGCCAUUCUCAUGUGUAUGGAAAUAAUUCGCCAGGCUCCUCUGGCGUACGAGCCGUUCUCUACUCUAGCUAUGAUCUAUGAGGAUCAGGGCGACAUGGAGAAAGCUCUUCAGUUUGGGUUGAUCGCUGCUCAUCUGAAUCCCAGUGACUGUGAGGAAUGGGUCAAAUUGGCAGAAAUGUCUCUAGAGCAGGAAAACGUCAAACAAGCCAUCAUCUGCUACACUAAAGCGAUUAAAUAUGACUCAAGUAAUGUUCAGUAUUUGUGGGAGCGCUCAAGUCUCUAUGAGCAGGUGGGAGAACACAAACAAGCCAUGGAUGGAUAUCGCCGUAUACUGAGCCUGCUACCACCAGCUGAUGGAGAACAGUUCAUGCAGUUGUCACAUGACAUGGCCAAGAGUUAUUAUGAAAGCAGUGAGUUGCCAUCUGCUAUAGGAGUGAUGGAGGAAGCUCUGGACAGACAUCCUGAACUAGUCUCACAUGAGUAUGUCAACAUGGCUGCUGAACUCUUCAUAGCCAAUCACCAACAUGACAAAGCCUUAGAGGCCCUGGUGAAGUUUUGUGGCAUCACUCUGAAAAGAGAGGAGAGGGAAGAAAAAGAGACUGGUGACCAGACACCCUCAAAAGUUGAAGAAGGAGAGGAGAAGCAGAAAGACUCUGAAGAGGAAAAGGGGAAAAUCCUGGAAGUGCUGGUCACUGAUGAUGUUCCAGUGGACAUCAGAGCGAAGACAAUGGUGUGUCUGAUCCACCAAAGCAUCUUUAAACCUUUGGAUCCUAUGUUGACAUCUCUGAUGGAGCAGAGCCCAGAAGAGCUGGGUGAUUUGUAUCUGGACGUGGCCGAGGCUUUUAUGGAAGAGGGGGAGUAUAACUCUGCCCUGCCUCUGCUCUCUGCCCUCGUCUGCUCUGAGAGAUACAACCUGGCUGUUGUCUGGCUCCGUCAUGCAGAGUGUUUAAAGGCACUGGGUCAUCUAGAAGUUGCAGUGAAGAGCUACAGUAAGGUGGUUGAAAUGGCUCCUCUGCAUCUAGACGCUCGUCUGGCACUCUCCACCCUCCAACAGCAGUUGGGCCGACCCAAUAUGGCCCUUGAGGCCCUAGCACCCAUGUAUGAUGCUGAAACACUCGCCCAGGACUCUUCAGCUGCCCAACAGGAACUGAAGCUGUUGCUGCAUCGCUCAACUCUCCUCCAAUCACAAGGACGAUUAGAUGAUUACAUAGAUACUCUUCUGAUCAUGCUGGCUAUGCUGCUUAAGGUGGCGAUGGUGAGGGCUCAGGUGUGUGUCGUUUCGGACAUGUCAUCUGGUGUCAAACACCUGAAGCUUAUAAAAGUGUCACGCAGCAAACUAACAGAAAUUGUUGAUCAGGAGGCAGCUUAUAUGGAUGUCAAAGGCAAGACGAGCGUGCUGUCUCGGGAUGACUGGUGGAAUCUGUUGCAGCGCUGUUUGGCUGUACAAUGUGAAGUGAAGCGCUUUGAAGAGGCUGAGUUAUUAGUAGACUCCACUUUAGAGUACUAUUCAUUCUACGAUGACCGCGUGAAGCGCAAAGAGCUGGAAUAUCUCGGCCUGUCCGCUGCCUUCCUCGACCGCAACUUCCGCAAAGCUUAUGAUUAUAUAAGGAUAAUGUUGAUGGACAGUGUUGAACGGACUCAGUUGUGGAACGUAUUUAAUCAGAUUACCCUGCACUCUCAUGACGCCAGACAUCAUCGUUUCUGCCUGCGACUCAUGCUCAAACACCCAGAUAACCCCGCACUUUACCUUCUCAAUGGGCACACCUCGCUGGUGUCUGGAACGUUCAAGCAUGCACUCGGUCAGUACAUGCAGGCGUUCAGAAACAAUCCCAACCAUCCUCUUCAUAGCUUUUGUGUUGGUCUCACCUUCUUCCAUAUAGCCUGCCAAAAAUUUGUCAUGAAAAGGCAUCCCCUGAUUGUGCAGGGUUUCUCAUUUCUGUGGAGGUACGUGGACUUCAGAGGCCACUGUCAGGAGUCUCUGUAUAAUCUUGGCCGGGCUCUACACCAGCUCAGACUCACUCAUUUAGCCAUUCAUUACUAUGAGAAAGCCCUCACCUUUCCUCCACUCCAACUAGAGGGAAUUGAUGAGGAUCAGGUGGACUUGAGAAGAGAGAUUGCCUACAACUUAUCCCUCAUUUAUCAGUCAAAUGGCAAUAAGGAUAUGGCUCGACAUGUCGUCUAUACAUACUGUACUAUCUGACUGAAAUAACGAUGGGACUAAUGUGAUUUACAGUACUGCUACAUCUUUGUAUAGAAUCUUUUUUUUUCUUCUGUAUUUUCUUUCAAUAAAGUAAUUUAUU